This is a messenger RNA of Cynoglossus semilaevis (tongue sole), 1283 nucleotides long. RefSeq lists its product as uncharacterized. NCBI's taxonomy places the organism in Eukaryota, Metazoa, Chordata, Actinopteri, Pleuronectiformes, Cynoglossidae. Gene Ontology annotation, biological process: T cell activation; positive regulation of ERK1 and ERK2 cascade; interleukin-15-mediated signaling pathway. The transcript is spliced from 10 exons. Gene Ontology annotation, molecular function: protein tyrosine kinase binding; MHC class II protein binding. Gene Ontology annotation, cellular component: external side of plasma membrane; membrane raft. The record is from RefSeq and is a predicted model, not a curated record. Bases 16 to 1095 code for a protein of 359 amino acids.
UUCUCCCAUGACUUGAUGCAUGGACGUCUCCUGCUGCUGCAACUGCUGCUGCUGCUGCUGCUGCUGCUGCUGCCUCUGUGCACAGGUGCAGCUGGAAGACAACUGUCUGAUGUCCUUGUCAGAGAAGGAGAGGACGUCACUUUGUCCUGUGGUGGACUAGGACAUCAGGACAAAUGUAGAAGAACAGUGUGGGUCUACUUUGUUACAGGAGGUCGAGGAGCAGAAGCACUGUUUGAACUUGGAGAGAAGAAGUCUGAAGAUGACAGAGUGACACAGAGACAGGACGACUGUUCUCUGGUCAGACAGAAGGUCACAGUCCAGGAUGUUGGUCUUUACACCUGCAGAGAGUUUGAUGUUUCUGGGACUCAAACAGGUCCUGAUGUUGACAGUGUUCUGUCAGUUGUCAGCAUGAAUAAAAGUCAAGAUUCUGAUACGGUGACCUUACCCUGCUCAAUGAGGCCUCAUUACCGCCCCCUCUGUGACCCCAGCCAGUAUGACAGAAUCAGCUGGUUCUACAACAGACAGACAGUUGUGAGUGGAAACACCAUGAACACAUCACAGAGGUCUCCCUGUCAGGUCUCAGUGACCUUUCUGACACAGAGUCAUCAAGUCAAUCUCUUCUCAUGUCUGGUGAAAAUUUUUACAACUGAGAAAGAGUUUCCAUGUGACGACCUCUGCUCUGCUGACCUGUCAGCAACAACAGAAACUGACACCAGAUCAGACUGGUCCACCACAACACCAACCACCAAAGAACCUGAGAACAGACCAGGGCUGUGGUGGUUGUACGUCCUCUUGGCCCCCGUGACCUCCGUGAUACUUUUCACAGUUGUCGUCAUCAUCAUCAUCAUCAUGUGCAGGAGACGUAAAGGAAUCCAGACCCAGAGGAACCGGGAUGAAGUCAAACCUGAAGAUGUUUCCUACGCCUCCAUCACCUUCACUAAGAAGAAAGAAAGAGACCACCACAACCAGGAGGCCAGUCCUGAAGAAACUGCCUACGCCACUAUCAACUACCCCAAUGAGACCAGUGGUGGCGCUGUGGGUGGUGGUGAUGGGGAGGGGGCCGUCACCUACUCCACAGUGAAAAUGCCCUCCUGAAGCCUAGACGUCCGUCGUCCACUGAGGCUCCUCCCCUCCUGCGCUGUUGCUCCUCUUGUGGUUUGUUUCUGCUGUGACGGUCGUUUCCUGUUGUCAUAAAACAACAGUUUUCUUUCCUUGUUUUCAACAGUUCUUUUGUCUGUUUUUUACUCACUUUGCAAUAAAAAAAGAUCAAAUGUGAAACAAUA